CUCCCCUCGUUCUUAUAGGAGGGUAAGUUACUGUUUAGAUGAGUCUUUCAUCUUAUCCUUUCCUGGAGCAUCUCAAGACUAGCGUGCAUCUCUACAGCGCUUCCGGUCUUUUAUAUUAGUCACAACUACUCUCCUGCCUCACAUAUCCACUUUGACUCAAACUUCGGGCUAACGACAACUCAGAAACUUCACCUCAGCCUUUCCGAAUAUCGAAAUCGGACUCAUUCAACAUGGGACGUUUGGAAGGGAAGAACUGCAUCGUCACCGGAGCUGCUGGGGGUAUCGGCCUAGAGACCACAGUCCUCUUCGCGAGGGAAGGAGCCAAUGUCUUAAUGUCCGACAUCUCAGGCCCGUCAUUGGCAAGGGCCCUUGCAAAAGUGAAAGAGCUAGUUCCUAGGGCCGAGAAAGUAGAAACCAAGAUCACAGAUGUGUCCAACGAAUCCAACGUCAAGGCCAUGGUAGAGCAUUUGGACAGCUGGGGCGGGGUCGAUGUAAUCUUCAACAACGCAGGUAUUAUGCACGGCGAUGAUGCGGAUGCUAUCGAUACGCCUGAGCAGAUUUGGGACCUCACUCAAGCUAUCAAUGUGAAAGGUGUGUGGUUUGGAAGCAAGCAUGCUGUGAUUAGCAUGAGGAAGCAUGGAAAGAAGAAGGGCUCGAUUAUCAAUACUGCUAGUGUCGUUGCCCUGGUCGGAAGUGCCACCCCACAGCUGGCGUACACUGCGAGCAAGGGAGCAGUAUUGGCGAUGACGAGAGAACUUGCGAUGCGUCAUGCAAGGGAAGGCUUCAGGUUCAACGCCCUCUGUCCAGCCCCAUUAAAUACACCUCUUCUGCAGGACUGGCUCGGCGACGACCAGGCCAAGCGCCAUCGCCGUGAAGUUCAUUUUCCAACUGGGCGAUUUGGAGAAGCCAUCGAGCAAGCACAAGCUGUCCUUUUCCUUGCUAGCGAUGAGAGUAGUUUCGUUAACGGUACUGACUUUGUCGUUGACGGGGGCAUGACGAGAUGCUACGUCACCCCUGAGGGAGCCCCCACUGAGCCACCGAAGAACUUGGCCCGCUAGGACGAACCUAGGAGUCUAGGAUGGACUUUGUGGAGUCUCUUUCAGAUGUUCCCGAUGCGAACUAUCAGAUCCUCGGCUUACUCUUGAUGCAUAACACUGCUUCUGCGAUGUCUAUAGUGAUAGCAUAGAUGGAAUUUGCUUUGGGGGAGUUUUUGAGCAGAAAGGUGGACACUGAAAUAGCAUCUAGUUCUAACUCCUUUAUUUCAUUUUAGACUGAGUGGGGCAGCAUUAUGUGUUGAUAGACCGAAUG
This is a messenger RNA of Lindgomyces ingoldianus, 1308 nucleotides long. RefSeq names its product NAD(P)-binding protein. The transcript has 3 exons. Bases 231 to 1058 code for a protein of 275 amino acids. Lineage: Eukaryota; Fungi; Ascomycota; Dothideomycetes; Pleosporales; Lindgomycetaceae. The record is from RefSeq and is a predicted model, not a curated record. Gene Ontology annotation, molecular function: oxidoreductase activity.